UGUCUCUCUCUUUCCCUCUUUCUCUUUCUCUUUCUCUUUCUCUAUUCUUUCCACAAAUCAGUUCUUUCUUUCUUUCUAACAAAAACCAGUUUCUUGAAACAGAGUAAACCAGAGUGGUUUCUGCCUUGUAAAAGUGUUUUCUUUGUUUCUAAAUUAAGAAAGUUUUGGGUUUUGGUGAUGAGAUUUUGUUGAGAGAAAGUGAUUUGGUUUGGUGGGUUUUAUAUUUGGUUUUUGGUAUGGGAAAUUGUUGCUGUAGAUGGGAGCAUUCUGUUCUCAUAGUUUCAUCCGGUGCAAAAUCAGACAAGAGUUCGAAACUAAGGAAGGAAAAUAGUAAGAUGCCAUCAAACCCCGAAGAAGUAGAAUACUUGCGCCGCGAUUCUGCAGCAAAUCCAUUGAUUGCCUUCACAUAUGAUGAGUUGAAAAUAAUCACAGGGAACUUCAGGAAAGACAGUGUACUAGGUGGAGGAGGCUUUGGAAGCGUUUAUAAGGGGUUCAUCUCUGAGGACUUAAGGGAAGGGCUGCAGUCCAUUCCGGUUGCUGUUAAGGUUCAUGGUGGUGACAACAGUUUUCAAGGCCAUAGAGAAUGGCUGGCAGAAGUCAUAUUCCUGGGGCAGCUUUCUCAUCCGAAUUUGGUUAAAUUGAUUGGUUAUUGUUGCGAAAAUGAACACCGGGUACUAAUAUACGAGUACAUGGCUCGUGGUAGUGUUGAGAACAACCUAUUUUCCAAAGUAUUGCUUCCUCUUCCCUGGUCUAUCAGAAUGAAGAUUGCGUUCGGGGCUGCAAAAGGCCUCGCCUUUCUCCAUGGAGCGGCUAAACCUGUCAUCUAUCGUGACUUCAAGACAUCGAACAUUCUGUUAGACACAGAUUACAAUGCAAAGCUUUCUGAUUUUGGCCUUGCAAAAGAUGGACCAGAGGGAGACAAAUCUCAUGUCACCACUCGCAUAAUGGGAACAUACGGAUAUGCAGCACCUGAGUAUAUAAUGACAGGUCAUUUAACUCCGAAAAGUGAUGUAUACAGUUUUGGCGUAGUUCUUCUUGAGCUUCUGACAGGAAGAAAGUCUCUGGACAAGUCGAGGCCAGCAAGAGAGCAAAGCUUAGCAGAUUGGGCACUGCCAUUGCUGAAAGAAAAGAAGAAACUGCACAACAUAGUAGAUCCAAGAUUAGAAGGAGAUUAUCCCAUAAAAGGAGUUCACAAAGCAGCAAUGCUAGCUUAUCAUUGCCUCAACCGCAAUCCAAAAGCAAGGCCUCUAAUGAGAGAUGUUGUAGAUUCCUUGGAGCCUCUGCAAAUUCCUGAAGAAGUUCCCACUCAAAAAACAACUAUUGUAACAGUGAUUAGUGAGGAACCAAAUCCUGAGUUCAAAACAAAAGAAGAUCUUUAAUCCACAAUGUAUUUAAUUGUUAAUUAUCAAUUAACAUACGGGGGGUCAAGUCUUUUUUAUUUGGAUUAUAUAAAUGUGCUUCUUCUCCAGAGAUUAGAAGGAGAAUUUUUUGCAUCAAAUUGAUUAUUGUUAAACUAUAGUAAAUACAGAAAUAUCAAUGUAUUUUCAUCUGUUUUGUAAUAUACUGUUUGCUUUCUUAGCCCC
Mangifera indica (mango) is the source of this 1583-nucleotide messenger RNA. Its product is annotated as probable serine/threonine-protein kinase PBL16. Lineage: Eukaryota; Viridiplantae; Streptophyta; Magnoliopsida; Sapindales; Anacardiaceae. Gene Ontology annotation, molecular function: ATP binding; protein kinase activity. The record is from RefSeq and is a predicted model, not a curated record. The transcript has 6 exons. Bases 237 to 1379 code for a protein of 380 amino acids. Gene Ontology annotation, biological process: protein phosphorylation.